AUGCCCUCCAACACCACGUUCGCUGACGAGGUGGCCGCCACACGGGCUCGCCUGGAGGCCAGAGAGGCUGCAAAGGCCGAGGAAGCCGCCGCCGCACGUGCUGUCGUCGACCACAAGCUCCGCAAGGUGGCCAGGAAGAAGGACCGUGAGGCUGCGGCUCGCCGCCAGCUCCUCGCUGCCUUCCGCGAGCACGAAGAGAGGAGGAAGGAGGCUGCCCGCCGCGAGGCUGCUGCCCUGCGCAGGCGCCUUGUCCGUGCGGGCUCACUGGUCUGGGGCGACGCCGCCGCCAGUGACGACGGCUCGGUCGCCUCUGACGCCUCCGACGGCGAGAGCACAGACACGCCCAUGGCCGCACCCUACAACCGCUCUCUCGCCGCCGUCAUGCGCGAUAGCGGUACCCAUGCGUCCGGCACUUCAAACUAUGGCGGCGCCGCGGGCGAUGACGACGAUGAGCUGUACUCGUCAGACACAGACCCGCUCGGCUCCUUGGUCAUCUCCCACAGGCUCCUCCGCAACGGCUUCUCAGCAGACCUAGGCGAGGAGCGCGAGGCUGAGAUCAAAGCUGCGCUCAAAGAAAUGGCUGUUAUCAAGCGCAAGCGCAUCCUCGGCUCUGUCCUCCGCUUGCAAGGCUGGAUCCGCGGCUUGCGCGAGCGCAAAGCCCUCGCCGACCAGGGAGUCCUCCCGCAAGGUGCCCGCUUCCGCGCCGUCCCGAUCGUUACCGACUCGGGCAUGCGCCUGCCCAAGGUCCUCAUCGCCCGCCCGCAGCCGUACGCCGCCAAGCAUCUGGCAUUUGAGGUCAACGGCUGUGAUUUGGUCACUCUGGUCGAGCUCAUCACCCAGCCGAACGUCGCCCGCUCUGACCUCACUCGUCUCGUCCUUGUCACCCACACCGCGUUUGUCACCACCCACACCCUCGUCACCCUCCUCACCCUCCGCUUCGACUGCAUGCCGCUCUCGCACGUCACGUACUUUGUCGCACACACCCUGCCCGGCAUCCAGGCCAAGGUCUUUGACGUCCUCGGCCUCUGGAUCUCAGACUACUUUGUCUCUUUUGCAGACCCAGAAAGCGCUGCCGCCAAGACCCUCGUCGCAUUCCUCGAUCGCGUCGCCGACCUGCAUACCUGCUACUGUCUCAAGGCCACCCGCAAGCUCGCGCGCAAGCUCAAGCGCAAGUAUCUCAAGCGCGUCGAGUCCUACGCCGCAGACCGCCGCGGCCUCGGCCCGCUCUCCGCCAAUGACGCCGUCGCCGCUCCGCAGUCCAUCCUCAUCGGCUCCACCACCAUGGCCUUCUCCGUCCUCGAAGUCCACGCCCUCGAGGUCGCCCGCCAGCUCACUCUCCUCGACUUUGCCGCCUUUCAUGCCAUCGAGUCGGUCGAGCUGCUCAAGCAAAAGUGGGCCAAGCACCCCGACGAGUGCCCCAACGUCAUCGCCGCCAUCGAGCGGUUCAACACAGAGGUUGCCUGGGCCGCCACAGAAGUUCUUCGCGGCGAGACCACAGAAGUCCGUGCCCACGCCAUCUGCCUCCUCCUCGACGUCGCCGCAAACCUCUCCGCCCUCCACAACUACGCCGGCCUCAUGGCCAUCAUCUCUGCCCUCUCUUGCGCCGCCGUCGAUCGCCUCAAGUGGACCUGGGCCCGCGUCCCCGAAGACUACAUGACCAUCCUUGCUGACCUCCGCGAGCUCAUGUCCAUGUCACACAACUACCGCGCUUACCGUGACGUUCUCCGCAAGUCGCUCCCGCCGCUUGUCCCCUACCUCGGCGUCCACCUCCAAGACCUCGUCUUUAUCGACGACGGCAACGAGACACGCCUCGCCGUGCCUGACUCGGACGACGACGAUGACGAUUCCGACCGCGGCGCCGCUCCGCUCUCGUCACUCAUGGCCGCAGAUGCCCUCGCGGCGUCGGACUCGGACUCGGACUCGGACUCGGACUCGGAAGCUAGCGCUGCGAGCAAGGGAAGGCCGAUCGCUCCAGCAUCUCCUGCCGCACCGGUCGCUCCGGCUGCAAACCCACUGCACGACCUGUUCAACAUCGAAAAGCAGCGCAUGACGUACAACGUCAUCUGUGAAGUCCUCGCCUUUCAGGCCAAGCGCUACAUCUUCCACCCGGUCGAUUCAAUCGUCGCCUACCUCGACUCGGUCCCCGUCAUGGACGACAAGGCCCAGUACGCCCGCUCACUCGAGGUGGAGCCGCGCGGCUGGGAGCCGUCGCGCAAGGAUCGUCGUCCAAUCGAGCACCACCCGCAAGAGGGCUCCGAGCGGCCGGAGCUCGACGUCGUCGACGCCCGCUUCAUGGACGAGAUUCUCUCUGUCAUGCGCCGUCGCCACCUCGACCCGGGCGUCGUCGUCGUCCGCAAGGGCGACCUCGGCUCGUCCAUGUACUUUGUCGCCGAGGGCGUCGUCACCGUCGAGCUCGACUCGGGCAAACAGUUUGACCUCAACCAGGGUGCCUUCUUUGGCGAGAUCGCACUCUUCCUUGAGCAGCCGCGCUCCGCCACCAUCCGCGCAAAGACUGAUGUUGUUCUCCUCGAGCUCACAAAGACCAACCUCGAUCCGGUCCUCCGCAAGUUCCCCGCCAUGUACAUGGAGUUCAAGCGCCUCGGUGAAGAACGGCUCGCAUCCGACCACAAGGGCAAGCCUGAGAUCCCAAAGUGGAUGCAGAAGGUUUCGGCCAUGUGA
Molecule: messenger RNA, 2679 nt
Organism: Thecamonas trahens ATCC 50062
Lineage: Eukaryota; Apusomonadida; Apusomonadidae
Product: Ras guanine nucleotide exchange factor A
Exons: 2
Coding region: 1-2679 (892 amino acids)
Biological process (GO): Ras protein signal transduction; positive regulation of GTPase activity
Cellular component (GO): plasma membrane
Molecular function (GO): guanyl-nucleotide exchange factor activity
Source: RefSeq, a predicted model, not a curated record